Parasteatoda tepidariorum (common house spider) is the source of this 4837-nucleotide messenger RNA. NCBI's taxonomy places the organism in Eukaryota, Metazoa, Arthropoda, Arachnida, Araneae, Theridiidae. The record is from RefSeq and is a predicted model, not a curated record.
UGUUGCAGAAAUUUCAAGUCUAUUUUGUUUGUAUAAUAUUUGAUUUUACUGUUUCUUUCAUAGGCUAUCGAGGCCUUCAAAGGACUCAUCGAGCUUUGAUGAAAACGCAGGCCACUCAGACUGAGCUAACAUUUAAAGCCCGUUUCCUUUUACCAGCAUAUCUCACUCUUUCACCCAGGGCAACCAUGCCUCAGUUGCUGCCAGUCAACCAAUACCCACCUUGCCAAAGACCACAUAGAUCCAAAACAACAUCUAGGCACAGAGCAGCUUCUAGCUCUGCUGGAGGUGUAAGAUCAGCAAGUAAAAGCCAAUCAGCGCACAAUACUUUGGGCAGCGACAGUGACGACGAGGUGAUGGAAGUUGAUUUGUCAACCAAACAACAAAGGCUGAUCCGUUCCACUGCCAGUAGGGCUUCCAUUCGGAGGCAGAGAGCGGUUGAAGAGGAAAUUAUGGUUUCUUUCAAGCCUGUACCAUCUCCACCCAAAGGGAAUGUUGAGGUUCUAAUUGGCGACCGUCCUGUUUCAAGGAAUGUUGACAGGGAAAAUAGAAAAAUAUCUUCGAUAUGUCGUGAAGUGUCUCCCGUCUUAACCAGAGAAACUCAGGAAGCUUUUUUAGAAAGAUUAAACGCGGUGGAAAUAACUAUCCGAACACUUCAGUCUUCGAGACAAGUGGAGAAGACAGCCAAAGACGAAGCCAAAUCACCGGAAAAGAAAGUUUCUCCUAAACAGCCACAGAUAGCACCAACGCAAGAACCAGCAGAAGCGACGAGGAAAAUUAAAUCAACAUCCAAGAAAGAAUCAGAAGAACUUAAGAAAAUGUCUAGUAUAGAAAAGACUUCUCCCGAAGAAAUAUCGGAAGUGUCAGGUACAAGGAGUCCGACGGGACGUUCAAUGCUAAGAUCCAGGAGUAAGACCUCAGAGACAAGUUCAUCCGUUAGAUCUAGCAGCGAGUCUUCAAAACUUGUAAAUAAACUCACACAACAAGAAUGGAUUUCAUCAAGUGCUGAGGGAUCCUGCUCCUGCCAGGAUUACAUCUCUAAUGAUGAAUCACUGACCAUCACUGAUGACUCACUGCAUCCUGAAAUCAAACAAGCCCUAGAAAAUGCCGAAAAGAGAAGACAAGAAUACUUGGUGAAAUAUCGGGAAAAGAAGGAAAAAAGUGAGGCGAGAAUGGAUGAUCCAACUUCUCCAGAUAGCGAAUCUUCCAGCAGCAUUUUCACAGAAAGAGAAACAUCUAGAAGUGAGGUAUCAACUAGCAGUUCCAAUCGAGUGGCUAAAAGUGAAACGGAAGAAGAUGAAAGUUCAGACUACGUCACCGCAACAGAUCAGUCCCCUCAUUCACCCUACAGAUUAGCCUCCAUGAUCCGGAGGAAAACACCCGGAGAAGAAAGUGAUGUCCCCACCUCAUUUGAAAGCUUCAGUUCACCAUCAAAGAGUAGCGGUCAUCUUCAAGUCAGAUCUUCAACAUCCUCAUCAUCUCCACUUCCUCAUGACGGUGCCACGACACCAUCUAGUCAACAACUAGAAGGUGAAGCAUUUCAAGAAGAAAUACAAUCACAUUCACCAAAACCAUCAAAUGAUCCAGAAGACAUCAGUUUUUAUACAACAGCCGCUCUCCCACCAGAUGACCUGGAAUCAUCAGAUGAAUCUACCAAAAAAGAAACUCCGCCCACCACACCUUCCACAGAAUCUGAAGGCUACACCCCAUUUCAUAAACCUCAUCAUGACACAAGUGGCACUCCUGACUCCGAUCGAACAAGUGACAUCACCCCUUUGUUCGAUCCCUCCCCAGAGCCCUUAUCGAGUUUACAAGAACCUCAGACAGUCAUCGAGAUUCGAAGUGAAGCUACCUCGGAGGAAAUUUUAUCAACAGGAAACGAUUACGAUGACGAUGAAAUGUAUAAAAUGGAUGAUGAAGAUAGUUUUCCUAAAGGAAGUGGCAGUCGAAGUGACCGUGGCGGUUCGGAAUCAUCCGAAAGUUCCAGUGUGCUAUCAGGACUUCAAGAAUUUGAAAGCGCCAAGUUAGGAGCUACAAUGGAUCCUAACCGCUUACAAAUGGGUUCCUACCCGCCAUUGGAUAUUCGAAAAACCGGCGAUGAACUAUCAACAGUUUCCGAAGUUUCUGAAGAGAGUAGUAAAAAUGGAGUUGUGCGUGUACGAAGAAAGAAGUCAGAUCGCAAAGCAUCAGAAGCCUCUUCGCUCUCCGAAGAUCGCCAAAGUCACUUCGAAACUGCCAGAGGAGGAUUGUCCUCUAAAAGAUCAUCCUCAUCGGAAUACAUUCCAUCGGAAACAACAACACCAGACAGCACAACGUCGGGCAGCUUUGUUUUGGACAACGGAUCCAUUACCGAGAACGACUCCUACAAUAGCUUUGCUCAUAUUGAACCAAGGUCAGAGAGUUCUUCUGGAAGAGUUCUGGAGCUGGGAAGAGAGAAGGAGGAUAAAAUAAGAACUGAAAGUGAAUCAGCUAGUGAAAGCUAUAAGGAUAGCAAGUCAUCUAAAACGCCGCAACCAACAGACGAAGAUCUAUUGGGGAAACACUCGAAAAGUGAUCCAGAAAGACACGGUGCAUCAUCUCCUCUCUACAGUGCCAGUAGCGAUUUAUCCGAAAAACUGACUUCUAUGACAGUCUCCUCCUCCUCGGUAAGUCACAAGGUUCCUAAGGACUCGGACACAUCAUGGGAAAGGCAGCACAGUCCAACACAGCCAUUGUCCACCUGGUGCAGUGAAGGAGCCAUACCCAAACAAAGACAUGUUGAAGAAACCAGGCAAGAAGGAAGAAGGAAAAAAGAUAGAAUACGAAAUAGAUCUGAGCCUAGGGAGCAUGUUUCAGCACUUCAGUUUUCACGCCUGGAGCGAUCGACAAGGUCAAAAAGCAGAAGUCCCGAAUUCAAACUAAGUGAUGAUGAAUCUGGGGUACGCUAUCCAGGCCGAGGACCUCUAUGUUCUCACUGCGGCGAAAAACUGGCUCAUCCACCCCUCUCUGCACCAGCUGAUUGGGACAGGAAUUAUCCGAGAUUUUGGGACAUGCCCACACCACACCAUCACGCCAUGAUGUACAGGCAGCCACGAAGCUACAGAGACACAGUAGCUCCUGUUGGAUACAGUGCUCAUAGUCGAUACAACGUAGGCCCUUAUGGAGGAAGUCACUGUCAUAUGCCAAGAUCCUGGUCUUCGGAAAGCGCGGCGCCAGAAAUAGACUUAUAUCCUGAAGAUGAUGAAGAUGCUGGAGUUCAUAAUGAAAGUUACAGAUCUUCCUCUUGGAUAUACAUAACAGACUCAGAAGAGCUCGAAGCGUGGAGAAAUCCAAAAAUACCACGAGAGAAGCCUGAUUCAUCAUCCCGUCCUCCGCUGACUCGUACCGACUCUACAGAUUCUACAGAAUCCGAGAAUGGUUUCCUCAAUCAGUACAUUAGUGUCACCCAUCGGAUGGUUCAUCGAAAAGCCAGCGUUGAAAUGUACCACCGUAUUGCCAACAAUCGUUUCGAGGUAGACAAAAGAAUGGUAAUUCACAGAAAUAAUGGGGAAUUCGGCUUCCGAAUUCAUGGAAGUAAGCCUGUAGUGGUUUCUUACAUAGAAAAAGGAACUCCUGCAGACAUCUGUGGCCUUGAGAUAGGAGAUAUUAUAGUUUCUAUCAAUGGUCUUAAUGUUUUGGAUGCCAAUCAUUCGGAAGUAGUAAAACUGGCUCAUUCAGGGACAGAAGUUCUUAAAAUGGAGGUGAGUCGGACCUGCCAUGUUCUAACUCCGGUGCUAAGUGAUAGUUUAAAUCCUCCUGUGUUUUCUGGUUUUCUUCAGAGGUUAAGUGUGAGCAGCCAAUACAGUCACAAAUGGUGCCGGCGUUGGUUCGCUGUAAAACUUGACGGUGUCCUUUAUUGGUACAAAACCUGUGAGAAAAUAGACGAGCCCCUCGGUGCUUUGGCGCUUCAAAAUCAGUCAAUAAGUCGCGUCCCAGAGGCCGGGGCGCCACACGCCUUCAAGGUGUCCAAGUUCGGCGAAUGCCCAUUUUUCUUUUCUGCCGACGAUGAGGAUACCGCCACAAGAUGGAUCAGUGCCUUGAACCAAGUUGCUGCAACAGCUUCACGGGCGGACCCGUACGUGGACGAGUGCCUGCGGAAUGCCCAACUGCCUCCCAUUUCAAUUCCAAACGUCAUCUGCCAGGGUCCACUGAGUAAGCUGAGUCAGCGUUGGAAAGCAUGGCGUAAGCGCUUCUUCCUCCUAAAAGGCGCAUCACUUUACUUUUACGCCGACCGCAACGCCAAAGUUGCCUUAGGUCUCUUUCAAUUGCAUGGUUACAAGGUCCAAAGCUGUAGUUAUCAAGGAAAGAAAAAUACAUUUGAAGCAGUACCACCGGAGCCCAGACUGAAGCAUCUUUAUUUUCUAGCAGAUUCAGAAACUGAUAAGAAAAGGUGGUUAGCCGCACUAGAAUAUUCAAUUGAUAGAUGGAUUAAAAUUGGAUAACGAUGGUGAUCCUAGCUCCAUCAAUAUCAAUAAUGUGUAAAAAAAAAAUUAUUAAAACACGUGGUCCAAUAUAUGCUCAGUUAAGAGAUGAGAGUUAUGUAAAAUGAUCAUUGUAUAUGCCAUUUGUGGAUGUCAAUGAAGUUUUGUACAAUGCGAAUACUGUUGUAAGAGAUAAUCAUAUUGUUGAAGUUAUCAACAAACCAUGAUGAAAUGCAUUUUCUAACUUCAAUCUGUUCGAUCGAAUUAUAUUUAUGCUUUGCGUAAACAAAUGACAGUAUUAUUACUAGAGUCGAAUCAAAUCUUCCAGGAAACAAAGAAAAGUUAUUAUAUUAUUUUAAUAACUUUAAGUAAAUAAAAUAAAAUUACAUUUCAGUUCCGUC